GCAUUUCCACACUGGCUGUCGCAGGAUGGACACAAUCCUUUCUCUUGUCUUGACCACCUUGUUGGCACCUGGCAAAGUCCAGCUCUAGUCCUGGAAGUGUAACUUAUCUUACCUGCAGCCUGUUUGACCCAUGACUUGGUCAGUUUAGGAAGUUACCAUCCCUGGAAAUAUUACCCGUGGAAAGGCACAGGAUCAGAAAAGAUGCAAGAAAAACCUUUAGUUUACACCUCAGAUUGAACCCCGGCACGGAGACACACUACAACAACAAAAACAAAAACCAAGCAAAUCUGGGGAAUCUGAGUUCCAGAGUUGCCAUACUAUGUGGGCUUACUAGACAAAAGACUUUAAGACAGCUGUCAGAGCUAAUGGAAAACAUGAACGAGGUCAAGAAAACAAUGUAAAAACAAAAUGGAAAUGUCAGUAAAGAGAUAGAAAACGUGAAGAGGAACCAAGAAGCUUAAUGAACUCUAAGUAGGAUAACCUCUUAAAAGAGACUGACACCAAGAUACAUUAAAAUCAAGCCAAAGGCAACAGAAUCUUGAGAGCAGCAACAGAGAGCUCAGAACUUAAUCACAGAUGUAUGAUCAGGUGAUUUUCAACAACACUACCAAGACCAUUCCAUGUGGAAAGGACAGUCUAUUCAAUAGACACUGCUGGGAAAACUUAUACCCACAUGGAAGAGAAUGAAAAUUAACUCAAAAUGGAUCAAAGACCUAAAAAGGCACACAUGGCAUUCAGAGAUGUGGCUGUGGAUUUCACCCAGGAGGAGUGGAUGCUGCUGAGCCCUGCUCAGAGGUCCCUGUACCGGGAGGUGAUGCUGGAGAACUACAGCAACCUGGUCUCGCUGGGGAUUCCAUUUUCUAAACCCAAACUCAUCACCCAGCUGGAGCAAGGGAAGGAAACCUGGAGAGAAGAGAGAAAAUGCCCACCUGCCACCGGCCCGGCAGAACCAAAGCCAGAACUCCACCUCGGUCCCUUCCGCCCUCCAGACUUCUCCAGUCAGCAGCUCCGCAUGCAGCACGUGCUGUGUAGUCACCCUCCCUGGAUCUUCACGUGCUGGUGUGCAGAAGAGCCUGUCCGGCCAGGAGCUCCGUGCCCUGGGGACCAGCAGCAGCAGCAGCAGCGAGCCUCUGAUGGAAGUUCCUGGAAUGACAAAGCAGAAGGUCAGGAGAGAGAAGGCACCCAGCCUUUGUUUGGAAAGACAAAGAAAAGGACUUCAGGCGUGUUCCCCAGGCCGCAACCCCAGCAGCAGCCGGUCAGCUCUGGGGAUGGCAUCCAAGGCGUGGAGGGAGUGGCCAGCCCAGCUCAGACGGGGAAUCCCGAGGAAACAGACAGACUGUUGAAGAGGAUGGAAGUCUUAGGAUUUGGAACAGUCAACUGUGGGGAGUGUGGCCUGGGCUUCAGCAAGAUGACAAACCUGCUCAGUCACCAGAGGAUACACUCAGGGGAGAAGCCGUAUGUGUGCGGGGUGUGUGAGAAGGGAUUUAGCCUAAAGAAAAGCCUUGCCAGACACCAGAAGGCACACUCGGGGGAGAAGCCCAUCGUGUGCAGGGAGUGUGGGCGAGGCUUUAACCGCAAGUCGACACUCAUCAUACACGAGAGGACACACUCAGGUGAGAAGCCUUACAUGUGCAGCGAGUGCGGGCGAGGCUUCAGCCAGAAGUCAAACCUCAUCAUACACCAGCGGACACACUCCGGGGAGAAGCCCUACGUGUGCCAGGAAUGUGGGAAAGGCUUCAGCCAGAAGUCAGCUGUCGUCAGACACCAGAGGACACACUUGGAGGAGAAGACCAUCGUGUGCAGUGACUGUGGACUGGGCUUCAGCGACAGGUCGAACCUCAUCUCACACCAGAGGACACACUCCGGGGAGAAGCCUUAUGCCUGCAAGGAGUGUGGGCGGUGCUUCAGGCAGAGAACCACCCUCGUCAACCACCAGAGGACACACUCCAAGGAGAAGCCUUAUGUGUGUGGCGUGUGUGGGCACAGCUUCAGCCAGAAUUCAACCCUCAUCUCACACAGGCGGACACACACUGGGGAGAAGCCUUACGUGUGUGGGGUGUGUGGGCGAGGCUUUAGUCUCAAGUCACACCUCAACAGACACCAGAACAUACACUCAGGGGAUAAGCCCAUUGUGUGUAAGGACUGUGGGCGAGGCUUCAGCCAGCAGUCAAAUCUCAUCAGACACCAGAGGACACACUCAGGGGAAAAGCCCAUGGUGUGUGAGGAGUGCGGGCGAGGCUUCAGCCAGAAGUCAAACCUUGUUGCACACCAGAGGACACACUCAGGGGAAAAGCCGUACGUGUGCAGGGAGUGUGGGCGAGGCUUCAGUCACCAGGCAGGUCUCAUCCGGCACAGGCGGAAACACUCGAGGGAAAAGCCUUACACGUGCAGGCAGUGUGGACUCGGCUUCAGCAAUAAGUCAGCUUUAAUCACGCACAAAUGGGUACACUCGGAAGAGAAGCCCUGUCUAUUCAGAGAGUGUGGCCAAGGCUUUCCCCAAAAGUCACACCUCAUCUUACAUCAGAUGACACACCAGGGCAGGAAGCCUUAUGUGUGCAAGACGUGUGGACAGGGCUUUAGCCAGAAGUCUCACCUCAGCAGACACAGGAGGAUGAAGUCCGCCCACCACAAACUGCGACUUCAGUCUGACCCCGAGGCCUACUCAGAGCAAUCUUCUGACCCCUUGCACUCUCUCUGAGAGUGAAGACGGUGGUGAGGACUGGAUAAUCAAACAUCGUACACUUUCAUAAAACGCAUUCCGUAAGUGGUCAAAGGACAUUUGCCUUCGUUUACUUCCUCCAUGCUAAGUCUUCAUGUUUUGUGGUCUUUUGUUCUAAUAAACUGCUUCUUUACAAAC
Aethalodelphis obliquidens (Pacific white-sided dolphin) is the source of this 2857-nucleotide messenger RNA. RefSeq names its product zinc finger protein 133 (gene ZNF133). Gene Ontology annotation, cellular component: nucleus. Gene Ontology annotation, molecular function: DNA-binding transcription activator activity, RNA polymerase II-specific; RNA polymerase II cis-regulatory region sequence-specific DNA binding. The record is from RefSeq and is a predicted model, not a curated record. The transcript is spliced from 4 exons. NCBI's taxonomy places the organism in Eukaryota, Metazoa, Chordata, Mammalia, Artiodactyla, Delphinidae. Bases 701 to 2698 code for a protein of 665 amino acids. Gene Ontology annotation, biological process: regulation of transcription by RNA polymerase II.